UUCCACUCAGCCACUACCGGCCGCCCCUUCCAACAGAAUACAAAUACAAAUAAUGGCAUUAGCAUAUUGUCCUUAUACUUGUCAUUUGUCAACAUCUCGCCACUUUCUCGCUUCUUACUUUGGCUUUCCUGGGACAUGGUCAAUGGAUGGCAUUGCCAAGGAUCCUAAAGACUCCAUUUUUACCUUCUCAUGACACAGGAAAGACCAUCAUCUUCCAUCUACAUGGUUUCCAAGUUCACAGUACUGUUGCUUCUGUCUGGGUUCCUUUUUCUUGUUCAAGCCUCCUCGUGCAACCAACUGGACAGAGAAUCGCUCUUGGCCUUCUCCAGGAACAUAUCCACGCCCUCCCCUCUCAACUGGUCUGCUUCUGUUGAUUGCUGUUUGUGGGAAGGCAUUCAGUGUGAUGGGGAUCUCAGAGUCAUACAUCUUUUGCUACCAUCCAGGGGUCUCACUGGUUUCAUCUCCCCAUCUCUCACAAACCUCACUGCUCUCUCCCACCUCAAUCUCUCACAUAACCGAUUAUCUUCUAAUCUCCCAAACCAAUUUUUCUCACUUCUCAAUCACCUGCAGGUUCUUGAUUUAAGCCACAAUCGUCUCUCUGGUGAAUUGCCACCCUUUGUAGCUGAUAUCAGUGGCAAUAAUACUAUCCGGGAGCUGGAUUUGUCUAGUAACUUAUUCCACGGAACACUCGCACCUUCUCUCAUACAGCACCUGGCAGGAGGGAGUUUGACAUCUUUUAAUGUUAGUAACAAUAGCUUCACAGGUCAAAUUCCCACUUCUCUCCUCUGUAGUAACCUCAGUAGCUCGUCCUCUCUCAGAUUCCUGGAUUAUUCCUCCAACGAUUUCGUUGGCGUGAUCCAGCCUGGAUUAGGAGCGUGUUCCAAGCUCGAGAAGUUUCGAGCAGGUUCCAAUUUUCUGUCGGGAUCCCUUCCCGGUGAUAUUUUUGAUGUUGUUGCUCUCACAGAAAUCUCGUUGCCCCUCAAUAAACUCAGUGGAACCAUUGGUGCGGGCAUUGUUAACCUUACCAACCUCACAGUUUUGGAGCUCUAUUCCAAUAAUUUUACGGGGCCCAUUCCCAAGGAUAUUGGUAAGCUCUCCCAAUUGGAACGCCUACUCCUUCACGCCAAUAAUCUAACUGGUACUCUGCCCACAUCUCUGAUGGACUGUGUCAAUCUUGUCAUGUUGGAUAUAAGGCUCAACUCCUUGGAGGGAGACCUCUCAGCAUUGAAUUUCUCCGGACUCCUCAAACUCACAGCACUUGACCUCGGCAACAAUAGCUUUACCGGUAUUUUACCACCAUCCCUUUAUGCCUGUAAGUCACUUAAAGCAUUAAGGCUAGCAUCUAAUAAGUUUGAGGGACAGAUCUCACCUGACAUACUUGGACUUCAGUCUUUGGCUUUCCUAUCUAUUUCUACCAACAACCUCAGUAAUGUCACUGAGUCUCUCAAGUUACUCAUGGAACUCAAGAACCUUAGUACCCUUAUGCUCUCCCAGAAUUUUUUCAAUGAAAUGAUGCCAAAUGAUGCCAACAUAACAAAUCCAGAUGGAUUCCAAAAGAUCCAAGUUCUAGGCUUGGGUGGUUGUAAAUUCACCGGCCAAAUACCACGCUGGCUUGUUAAUCUGAAGAAGCUUGAGGUCUUGGAUUUGUCCUAUAAUCAAAUUAGUGGUUCAAUUCCUCCUUGGUUGUACACACUUCCUGAGCUUUUCUACAUAGACUUGUCUUUUAACCGCCUCACAGGAAUAUUUCCAACUGAGCUCACAAGGCUUCCAGCACUUACAUCACAAAAGGCAUAUGAUAAAGUAGAAAGGACUUACCUGGAGUUACCCGUAUUUGCUAAUGCCAACAAUGUUUCUCAGAUGCAAUAUAAUCAGAUUUCCAACCUACCACCAGCAAUAUAUCUGGGAAACAAUAGUCUCAAUGGCAGUAUCCCUACAGAGAUUGGCCAACUUAAAGUCCUUCAUCAGCUGGACCUUAGCUACAACAAAUUCUCUGGCAACAUACCAUCAGAAAUUUCUAACUUGAUUAAUUUAGAGAAGCUAUACCUCUCAGGAAACCAACUUUCCGGUGAAAUUCCCAUUUCACUCAAAAGCUUGCAUUUUUUGUCUGCUUUCAGUGUGGCAUACAAUGAUCUUCAAGGAAAGAUACCAACUGGUGGUCAAUUUGAUACUUUCCCCUCUUCCAGUUUUGAAGGAAACCCUCAGUUGUGUGGUUCGGUUGUUCAGCGCUCUUGUGUCCCUCAACAGGCUACUACUGCACGUGAUCACAGCUCAAGCAAAAAGUUGAUAAUUGGAUUUAUCAUUGCAGCCUGUUUUGGCACUGUUUCCUUCAUUUCAGUGUUGAUAGUGUGGAUAAUAUCCAAGAGGAGGAUCAAUCCAGGUGGAGACUCUGACAAGAUUGAACUAGAAUCAAUUUCUGCCAACUCUUACAGUGGGGUUCAUCCUGAAGUUGACAAAGAGGCCAGCCGAGUGGUUCUGUUCCCUAAUAAAACAAAUGAAAUCAGGGAACUUACCAUAUUUGAAAUAUUAAAAGCCACUGAAAAUUUCAGUCAGGCAAACAUAGUAGGAUGUGGGGGGUUUGGUUUGGUUUAUAAAGCAACGUUGCCAAAUGGAACUACUCUGGCCAUCAAGAAACUUUCAGGAGAUUUGGGUCUUAUGGAAAGGGAAUUUAAAGCAGAGGUAGAAGCUUUGUCGACAGCACAACAUGAAAAUCUGGUUGCAUUGCAAGGCUAUUGUGUGCACGAGGGCUUUCGGCUUCUCAUAUAUACUUACAUGGAAAAUGGAAGUCUGGAUUACUGGCUGCAUGAAAAGGCUGAUGGUCCAUCUCAACUUGAUUGGCCUACUCGACUGAAGAUUGCACAAGGUGCAAGUUGUGGAUUGGCUUACAUGCAUCAGAUAUGUGAACCACAUAUAGUGCAUCGUGAUAUAAAGUCGAGCAAUAUACUCCUUGAUGAAAAGUUUGAGGCGCGUGUUGCUGAUUUUGGGUUGGCCCGGUUGAUUCUUCCUUAUCAUACUCAUGUUACAACUGAACUUGUAGGUACAUUAGGUUACAUACCCCCAGAGUACGGACAAGCAUGGGUCGCAACUUUGAGAGGAGAUGUCUACAGCUUUGGGGUUGUGAUGCUUGAGCUGCUCACUGGGAGGAGGCCUGUAGAUUUAAGCAAGUCUAAAAUGUCAGGGGAGUUGGUUGCCUGGGUUCAACAAAUGAGAAGUGAAGGAAAACAAGAUCAAGUCUUUGAUCCUCUUCUGAGAGGGAAGGACUUUGAAGAGGAGAUGCAGCAGGUUCUUGAUGUAGCCUGCAUGUGUGUCAACGAGAAUCCUUUCAAGAGACCAAGCAUCAGAGAAGUUGUUGAAUGGCUGAAGAAUGUAGGAUCAUCCAACCAGCAAAUGAAUAAAGACUAGAGAUAAAUGUUUGUCCUUGACAAAUAUUGACAAUAGAUAUGUAUACUUGCAAAAAAUUUGCAUUUCAAUAUACAUAGAAUCACUUUUACCACUGUAAAUGAUGACUCUACCUACCAGACUUAUUUAGUAAUUAGAUUUUGAUAAUUAUUUUACGUGAUUGUCUAUAUUACACAGAAAAACUUUCUACACGAAGAAUUAGCAUCAUUUCUUAUGCAUAGAGUA
This is a messenger RNA of Cajanus cajan (pigeon pea), 3621 nucleotides long. RefSeq names its product Leucine-rich receptor-like protein kinase family protein (gene PSY1R). Gene Ontology annotation, molecular function: protein kinase activity; ATP binding; receptor serine/threonine kinase binding. Gene Ontology annotation, biological process: protein phosphorylation. Lineage: Eukaryota; Viridiplantae; Streptophyta; Magnoliopsida; Fabales; Fabaceae. The record is from RefSeq and is a predicted model, not a curated record.